CCUCUCUCUCUCUCUCUCCACUAUUUCAGACAUAACCUUGGAACUUGCUAUGAGCUGUUCAAGGUGAAUCGGCAGCCAGGGUAUAAAAGAUGUGCCAGAGUCCCGUUUCUCAAACAUAAACAGUAAUCCUCCUGCCUGUACACUGUUUACAAGGGAGCUGCUGCUGCUGCUGCCGCUGCUGCUGCUGCUGCUGCUGCUGAUGGCGAAUAGCUCGCACUUUGCGCUUCAGAGAAGGUGUCACUGUCAGCAGGACAAGAUGAGUAUCCUCUAUCACAUCCUGAACCACAGGAGGCAUCUGUACUUGCCUCCGUGCAGUUGCCGGGAGAAGGUGGCUCUGGGCUCCCCCUUCGUGGCCGGCAAGGCAGCUUCGGAGGUGCUGCUAAAGACUGUGUACUUUAUCAAGAACCUGCCCUCGUUCAGGGGUCUGUCCAAGGCUGACCAGCUGCUGUUGCUGGAGAACUGCUGGGCUGCCCUGUUCGUGCUGGGUUUGGCCCAGGAAGGGGUGGACUUCGAGGUGGUGGGGCCGUCCCACACCAGCAUCUUGAAGGAGAUCCUCAUGAAGCCGAGGGUGGCGGAGGAGGCGGCUUCGGACAGCGAGGAGAGGACGGGCAGCGAGCCCACGGCGGCAGAGGUGCAGAGAGUCAAGGCAUUCCUGGCUCAAUGUUGGAGCAUGGACUUCAGCACCAAGGAGUACGUGUAUCUAAAGGGGGUCGUGCUGUUCAGCCCAGACGUGUCGGGCUUGCGUUGCCCACAACACAUCCUGUGCCUACAACAGGAGGCUGAGCAAGCGCUGACGGAACACACCCAGUGCAUCCACCAGCAGGACACACGUCGCCACGGCCAGAUAGAGCUGGCGCUGGCCUCCUUGAGGGGCAUCAGCCCCCACAUCGUCACGCAACUCUUCUUCCGACCUCUGAUCGGAAACGUCCAGAUGAACGCCCUGUUGGUGGAGAUGCUCAGCGCCAGCUAGUCGCCCGCCAGCGCAAGAACAAACCCUUCCUGGGACCAACGACAACCCUUUCUGCUGGAGAUGUUAACUUAUUUAUCACAGUUGUGUUUUGCAGAUGUUUACAUAUAAAGUGUUUUAAUUGUGCCCCAGCUGUGUCUCAAGUACAUGUUCCAAAUGCGGAGUGGAUGCAUUAAGGUUGAUGUAAUACCUACCUGCGGUGUGAGACUUAAUGUGCAGUAAUUAAUAAAUGCAUCCUAACCAACAGACCACAUCAAACUCAUCCCCAAUAUCUCCAUCAAGAUUCAUCCUCAUUACAUGCCUUGUAUUUAUUGUCGUAGAGUGAUACAGGCCCUUCGGCCCAACUUUCCCAUACUGACCAACAUGUCCCAGCUACACUAGUCUCACCUGCCUGCAUUUGGCCCAUAUCCCUCUAAACUUAUCCUAUCCAUGUACCUGUCUAACUGCUUCUUAAAAGUUGGGAUAGUCCCUGCCACAACUACCUCCUCUGGCAGCUCGUUCCAUACACCACCCUCUGGUUAUCCUGAAGGAAAAACAAUAACAUACGCACACAAACUUACACACACACUCACACAUGCACGCACGCACACACGCGCACACACACACACACACACACACACACACACA
Leucoraja erinaceus (little skate) is the source of this 1594-nucleotide messenger RNA. Its product is annotated as nuclear receptor subfamily 0 group B member 1-like. Gene Ontology annotation, biological process: negative regulation of transcription by RNA polymerase II. Gene Ontology annotation, molecular function: transcription corepressor activity; transcription factor binding. The record is from RefSeq and is a predicted model, not a curated record. The transcript has 2 exons. NCBI's taxonomy places the organism in Eukaryota, Metazoa, Chordata, Chondrichthyes, Rajiformes, Rajidae. The coding region runs from base 200 to 970 and encodes 256 amino acids. Gene Ontology annotation, cellular component: nucleus; cytoplasm.